AUGAUUCCAACACCAUCAGAAGCAAUUGCAAAGAAAACAGAAAAUGGUCAUUACGAAAUUUUCGAUGGAUGGUCAUCUUCUUCUACUUUAUGGGAUUUUCAAUCAUAUUAUAGAUUUUAUCGAAUUAACUCUUCAUUUUAUCUGAAUUCUCCUUUGACACGUCAACUUGCAAAUUACUCAAAUACAAGUAAAAUUUUCGAUGACGAAUCUGCAUUCCAAGAAUACUCCAAGACACCAAACACGUUCAUGAUAAGAGUUGAUGAAAAGCCAGAAUACAAUUAUAAUAUUUCAUCAAAAAUUGAAAUAAGAAGAGGUGCUGGUUUUCAGGCUAACACUAUAAAGGAUUUGAGUGAUUCAAUAUUAAAAGAACUCAUAAAUCUUUUAUCCGAUAUCGAUAGAAAAUAUUAUCCAAAUAAGAUGAAAACAUUCGAAAGAACACAGUUUACAUAUGUUUUUAUUGAAUGGCUUAUUUGUUUUGGACUUACGAUUGCGUUCAUUAUUCCUAUGUUCGAAAUAGCAGAAGCAAGAGAAACGAGACAGUUAUUGUUAUUGAAGAUCUCAGGUGCAUAUGAAACAACAAUUUUCUUAGCGAAUUUGACUAUUGAUUCUUUUAUAAUUUUACUUAAUUCUAUUUUAGUUACAAUUGUUUUACAUCGUCAAUCAUGUGAAGGCUCUAAUGGUUUCUUAAUCUUCUGUUUUGUUUUACCAUUAGUUAUCUAUUACUAUGUUUUCUUUUUGAACGCAAUUCCAUUAGCCAUUAUGACAAAAUACAAAGUAAUUUUCACUGGAAUCUUCAUAAUUUUAAGUCUUUUGCCAAAUUUGAAUUUCACUAUGACUGGUGAUGAUUCUGACUUCUUAAAAUAUUCUCUUAUUUUGAUGAUUCUUCCUCAAUGGUUAUCAACAAUGUUUAUUGAUAACAUCAUGGUUUCGAAAGUAUUUAAUUAUCCAUUUACAUUGAAGAAUAUUACAUUGUUAUUUAGAUGGAAGAAUUCAUGGGUUAUAUUAGGAAUCACAUUUGGAUUUAUUUGUGCCUAUUUGUUGUUGUAUUGCUUUUUGAACAUUAUGAUGCCAAGAAAGUCAGGAUCUCCUCCAGUUGGUUUUUCAAACAUUUUCUCAUCUACAGCAUGGAAACAGUUGUUCUCAUUCAGGAGAAGUGAUUUGAUUGAAGUCGAAGGUGAGAAUUUCAUUAAAGUCUUAGGUAUUGACAAAACAUACAAAGGAUCAACACCAGUCCAUGCUCUCAAGAAUGUUUCAUUCUCAAUCGAUAAAGGUGAUGUUACAGUUUUGAUUGGUCCUAAUGGUUCGGGCAAGAGCACACUUCUUAACUCAAUGACAGGAAGUAUCAGCAGUGACAAAGGCAUCCUUCGAAUCUAUGGUCGUGAAUGUGUUUCAGGCUUCAGCGCAUUACAACAACACUUAGGCAUCUGUUACCAAGAAAACAUUUUGUUUGACCGUCUUAGUGUUUAUCGACAUCUUGAAUUCUUCGCCACCAUCCGUGGUGUUGAUAAGUCAAAACUUAAAGAAGUCAUUGACCACAGUUUGAGCAGCUUCCAGUUGGAUGGUCUUGAUAACAUGAAAGCAGGCACAUUGAGUGGUGGUCAGAAGCGAAAACUUUGUGUUGCUAUUGCAUUCAUUGGCAAUCCACUUUUAGUUAUUUUGGAUGAACCAACAGCUGGAAUGGAUGCAAGUGUCAGACAAGAGAUCUGGAAAGCCAUUUCAGGAUACAACGUCACAUCUAUUGUCAGCACACACUCUAUCGAAGAAGCAGGUAUUCUUUCUAGCCGCAUGUUUGUCAUGCGAAAUGGUGAAUUAAUCUUCGAUGGCACACCAAAUGAAUUACGAAGCAAGUUCCACUGCGGCUACCGAUUGACACCAAUGUUCAACACAGAAGAAGACAAGAAAUACAGAACAGAAUUGCUUUCAUGGAUGAAGACAAAGAUCGAAGAUGUUGUCAUCAGUCCAAUCCAUGAUGACGACCUUCUUUUCCCAGUUUGUGACAAAGUCACAAAUGCAAUUGUUGAAUUACAACAUAAGAAAGAAGACUUCCACAUGCGUUCAUUCAACAUCAUUGUUGAACAACUUGAAAAUGUUCUUUACCGUAUGUAUCCGAUGAUGAAAACUUAUAAUAUAAAAUCUAGUUUAUUUUAA
This is a messenger RNA of Trichomonas vaginalis G3, 2148 nucleotides long. Its product is annotated as ATPase activity, coupled to transmembrane movement of substances. NCBI's taxonomy places the organism in Eukaryota, Parabasalia, Trichomonadida, Trichomonadidae. The record is from RefSeq and is a predicted model, not a curated record. Gene Ontology annotation, molecular function: ATP binding; ATP hydrolysis activity. The transcript has a single exon. The coding region runs from base 1 to 2148 and encodes 715 amino acids.